CCAAUUUCUUAUUUCGCGUUUUAUGGUCGAAGAAGUACACACGGUAAGCCUCUCGAAAAACAACGGUUAAUCUCUCGCAUACACCGACCGAACUAAGUAACCAUAGCGAUUAAUAAAAAACGGCCGUGCAUUUUACACGCAUUCAAUCGGACGGACAUAAAUCCUUCACGCGAUUGUUAACUCCGGUUUACAAGAUGUGUUGUUGUUAUUUAUUAGUAGGCAAUUCGCGAUAAUGGUAUUGUUGUUUUACUGUUUCUCAUAUUGUUGUCAGUUACCGCGGUAACGCAAUUGUUAUUGAAUAGUGGAUGCGAUUGUUUAAUGGACUGUUGUUGUUAAGGUGACAAUCGGAGGGGCUCACUUGAUUGUCGGCGAAAAGACACGGAAGGCUCAACGUUCUACGCUGGCUACUGUGGGAAUCUCAGCAGCGAGAAAAAUCAAAAAUGCCGGCCCUGGAAUGUUCGACUAGCAGCAGCACGCUGGCGCUACACUACGCUGCAGCUCGAGGCUGUCUCGACUGCGUGAGGCUAUUGGUCGAUUCUGGGCCAAAUCUUAAUGCAAAUACGCAAAUGGACAAUGAUGUGACCCCGGUAUAUUUAGCCGCACAAGAGGGUCACCUGGAAGUCCUCAAAUUCCUGGUUGUAGAAGCCGGUGGUUCCCUGUUUGUAAGGGCCAAAGAUGGUAUGGCACCCAUUCAUGCAGCCAGUCAGAUGGGGUGCUUGAAUUGUGUGAAAUGGAUGAUUCAAGAGCAAGGAAUAGACCCCAACUUGCGUGACGGCGACGGAGCCACCCCCUUACAUUUUGCGGCCUCCCGGGGCCACCUGGAAACAGUCCGUUGGCUUCUAAAGCAUGGCGCUCGACUGUCUUUAGAUAAAUAUGGAAAAAGCCCUAUUAACGAUGCCGCAGAAAAUCAGCAGGUUGAGUGCCUUAACGUUUUGGUUCAACAUGGAACCUCGCCAGAUUAUUCUCCAUCGAACAAGGAUGAAGUUGAACGAAAAUGCUCUUGCCAUAGUAGAAUAUCGGAACAACCCAGAAAGGGCAGCCCACCAAACAAUAGUUGCAUCAAUUGUAGCCUCUUUACAUCUGACGCAAAUCAAGAACCGUUUUAUCUUCACCCCCCACUACUCAACGGUAACAUCGAGACCCCCCAUGCACCCCAAGAUGGGCUAUACGUCAACCCUAUGAACAUACAUCGACACAGCACAUCGAGUAUCUCGGACAGCUCAUGUGGAGAGAACAUCGAAAGUGAAUCAUUUUACUUACAUAAUCCGCGAGAAUUGGUUUAUACAAGGGUAAAGGAUAUUUUUGAAAGAUCUGGGGUAAGAAAGUCAGCCCCUGCGACCCUAUCUGCUCUCACAGUAAAAGUUGAGGUACACUCCAGUAGCAAUGGUUCAGGUUCGGACGGUAAUUUGUCUUCGUCAGAGAUGUCAGAAAGAUCAGAUAACGAUCAUGAUUACGAAGACAUCUACUUUACCCAAGAAGAGUUUAGAAGCAAGUCACGAGAUCGUGAAGAACAACAUUCAGGUGGCAAAAGAGAUCUGAUUCUCCGUCCCCGUUCGCACUCGAUCUCCUCAAUCAAUUCCAACGUGAUCAUCUCCAAUUUGGAAGAGACCUACGAGUCAUCGUCUGCAGGCAACGAAAAGAUUAUCAUAUCUGAAAGACACGAAACUUCGGUGGAAAUCAACCAGGAUAAAUCGGGCGUUCGACAUUCGCUGCCCCACAAAGGAGUUAACAAUAACAAGCUUUUGAAACGUACUACAUCCACCCCGGCAAAUAUAUCUUCUCCACCGCCACCACCCCCUCCAUUGCCCAGCAACGACUGCAAGUUCGAAACGGACUUUAUUUUUGCAAGGCAAAAGAGAACAGAAUCCGUUCGAGAAGACGCUAGCGUCGAAAACGAAGUAGAGGUGAUUCAAGAACCAACACUAAAGCCCUCUGAAAUUAUUAAGGGAAACAUCAAGAACAUGUCGUCUCUCACAACUUCGAGGCGCCACAACUCAUCGUCUUGCUCAGACCUGACCAUCAUCAGUCUGGAAAUGGAAACAUCAUCUUCAGAGAAACCGUAUCCCCAUUUGGUCAACAAGCAACGCGUUUUGCCCUUUGUACCGCCCAGUUUCCUUGGGGUCAGCAGCGAUUCCAACAACCUCAUCAAACCUUCUGAAUAUCUCAAAAGCAUCAACGACAAAAGGUCUGCAACACCUCUCCGGUUGGGAAUGAGAAGGUGUUCGCAACAAGAAGAGAAAUCGACAACAGUCUCCGUUAUUAAGGACGAUAGGAAAUCAGGAAGCGGCUUCGUAGGACCACCACCUCCACCACUACCCCAAGCCGAAGAUGGAGAGAAAGACGAAGAAACGAAACAAACAACAGGAGCACCCUCCACGGACACCGCAAAGAAACAAUCGCAACCACUUUCGACAAUUAGUAUAAAAGAUCUUCAUUCCGUCCAACUGAGGAAGACGGAUAAAAUUGCCGCUACCAAAACGUUUUCCGCACCCACCAGGAGCCUUAGUCUGCAGUGUCUUCAAAGUGAAUCGUUUCUGGCACAGAAAAGUGACCUGAUAGCGGAGCUGAAGAUGUCCAAAGACAUUUGUGGCAUCAAGAAGAUGAAAGUGGAGAAAGCAAAGGUCGAAGAACGCCAAGAGAAAGCCCUCAUUACGGAAAUAAGUAAACAAUUCAACCCCAACAACUUUGUCGAAAAGAUUCCAGACAGAGAUAACAGUGGCAAUGUUAUACCUCCAUGGAAGAGACAGAUGUUGGCCAAAAAGGCCGCCGAGAAGGCGAAGAGAGAACUCGAAGAGCAGCUACAAAAAGAAGCUGAAGCUAAAAGAUUACAAUCCAUACCACAGUGGAAAAGAAAUUUAAUCGCCAAGAAAGAAGAAACUGAAAACAAAAUAAGAUCCACAGUAUACACUCCAAAAUUACUGGACGAACCAAAGUCUCCUAAAGCCUUCGAGAUACACGAAUGCUCAAAAACAAAAGCUGCAACCUCCCAAGAGGGAAACAAGAAUAAUCAGGAUGACAACAACAACAAUAAUAACUCGGCAUUAAGUAACCCCCUGAAGCAGCAGAGUCCUGAUAGUGACGACGAAAAGAAUUUGAUUCCUUGGAGGGCGCAGUUGAAAAAGACGAACAGUACGUUAAACCUUUUGGAGUAAGUAACUUUUGAAAAAUUAAUUAAGUAACGAAAAAUCAAUUUGUUUUAACA
Molecule: messenger RNA, 3202 nt
Organism: Agrilus planipennis (emerald ash borer)
Lineage: Eukaryota; Metazoa; Arthropoda; Insecta; Coleoptera; Buprestidae
Product: ankyrin repeat domain-containing protein 12
Exons: 11
Coding region: 441-3152 (903 amino acids)
Biological process (GO): actin filament bundle assembly
Cellular component (GO): cytoplasm
Molecular function (GO): actin filament binding
Source: RefSeq, a predicted model, not a curated record